Molecule: messenger RNA, 3904 nt
Organism: Nycticebus coucang (slow loris)
Lineage: Eukaryota; Metazoa; Chordata; Mammalia; Primates; Lorisidae
Gene: SCUBE2
Product: signal peptide, CUB domain and EGF like domain containing 2
Exons: 24
Coding region: 117-3269 (1050 amino acids)
Biological process (GO): signal transduction
Cellular component (GO): cell surface
Molecular function (GO): calcium ion binding
Source: RefSeq, a predicted model, not a curated record
GGGCCGGGGGUGUCAGAGCGCGGCCGGCAGGGCGCCCGCACACACCUCCCCGAGCCGCCUCCGCCGCGCUCUCCGCCCGCACUCCGCCGCCUGCGCCCGCAGCCGCCGCGCCAUCCAUGGGGGUCGCGGGCCGCGGCUGCCCCGGGGCAGCCCGUGCUCUGCUGCUGCUGCUGCUACUGCCGCCGCCGUUGCUUCUGGCCACGGCCGUCCCGCCGGGCCGGGGCCGCGCCGCGGGGCCGCCAGAGGACGUGGAUGAGUGUGCCCAAGGGCUAGAUGACUGCCAUGCCGAUGCCCUGUGUCAGAACACACCCACCUCUUACAAGUGUUCCUGCAGGCCUGGCUACCAAGGGGAGGGCAGGCAGUGUGAGGACAUUGAUGAAUGUGAAAACGAACUCAAUGGAGGCUGUGUCCAUGACUGUUUGAAUAUUCCAGGCAAUUAUCGUUGCACUUGUUUUGAUGGCUUCAUGUUGGCUCAAGAUGGUCAUAAUUGUCUUGAUGUGGACGAGUGCCUGGAGAACAAUGGUGGCUGCCAACAUACCUGUGUCAAUGCCAUGGGGAGCUACGAGUGCCGCUGCAAGGAGGGCUUUUUCCUGAGUGACAAUCAGCACACGUGCAUUCACCGCUUGGGAGAGGGCCUGAGCUGCAUGAAUAAGGAUCAUGGCUGUAGUCACAUCUGUAAGGAGGCCCCAAGAGGCAGCGUCGCCUGUGAGUGCAGGCCUGGUUUUGAGCUGGCCAAGAACCAGAGAGAUUGCAUCUUGACCUGUAACCAUGGAAAUGGAGGGUGCCAGCACUCCUGUGAAGACACAGCUGAUGGCCCAGAGUGUAGCUGCCAUCCACACUACAGGAUGCAUGCGGAUAGGAGGAGCUGCCUUGAGCGAGAGGACACGGCCCUGGAGGUGACAGAGAGCAAUGCCACGUCAGUGGCGGAUGGGGAUAAGCGAGUGAAGCGGCGGCUGCUCAUGGAAACAUGUGCUGUCAACAAUGGAGGCUGUGAUCGCACCUGUAAGGAUACUUCAACAGGGGUUCACUGCAGUUGUCCCAUCGGGUUCACGCUCCAGCUGGAUGGCAAGACGUGUAAAGAUAUUGAUGAGUGCCAGACCCGCAAUGGAGGUUGCGAUCAUUUCUGCAAAAAUACCGUGGGCAGUUUUGACUGCAGCUGCAAAAAAGGAUUUAAAUUAUUAACAGAUGAGAAGUCUUGCCAAGAUGUGGAUGAGUGCUCUUUGGAUAGGACCUGUGACCACAGCUGCAUCAACCACCCUGGCACUUUUGCUUGUGCUUGCAACCAAGGGUAUACCCUGUACGGCUUCACCCACUGUGGAGACACCAACGAGUGCAGUGUCAACAACGGAGGCUGUCAGCAAAUCUGUGUGAACACAGUGGGCGGCUAUGAAUGCCAAUGCCACACUGGGUAUAAGCUCCACUGGAAUAAAAAAGACUGUGUGGAAGUGAAGGGGCUCCUGCCCGCUAGUGUGUCACCCCGCGUAUCCCUGCACUGUGGUAAGAGUGGUGGAGGAGACAGGUGCUUCCUAAGAUGUCACUCUGGCAUUCACCUCUCUUCAGGACUGCAAGAGGCCUACUCUGUCACCUGCGGCUCUUCUUCUGCUCUCAGGAGCAAACAGCAAAAAUCAAAUGACUCUACUUUUGGGGAUGUCACCACCGUCAGGACAAGUGUAACCUUUAAGCUAAAUGAAGGAAAGUGUAGUUUGAAAAAGGCUGAACUGUUUCCCGAGGGUCUGCGACCAGCACUACCAGAGAAGCACAGUUCAGUAAAAGAGAGCUUCCGCUACGCAAACCUUACAUGCAGCCCCGGCAAGGAAGUCCCAGGAGCCCCUGGCCGACCAAGCACCCCUAAGGAAAUGUUUGUCACUGUUGAGUUUGAGCUUGAAACUAACCAAAAGGAGGUAACAGCUACCAUUUUGGUCAACAAAUUUCUAUUUGAGUCAAGUGCCGCCCGGCCUGCCAGGUGCCCACCUCCAGCUUCCUGUGACCUGAGCUGCAUCGUAAAGCGGACAGAGAAGCGGCUCCGGAAAGCCAUCCGCACACUCCGGAAGGCUGCCCACAGGGAGCAGUUUCACCUUCAGCUGUCAGGCGUGGGCCUCGAUGUGGCUAAAAAGCCUCCCAGAACAUCUGAACGGCGGCCAGAGCCCUGCAGAGUGGGCCAGGGUCACGUAGAAAACCAAUGCGUCAGUUGCAGGGCUGGGACAUAUUAUGAUGGAACACAAGAACGCUGCAUUUUUUGUUCAAAUGGAACCUUCCAAAAUGAGGAAGGACAAAUGACUUGUCAACCAUGUCCAAGAUCAGAAAGUCCUGGGGCCCCGAAGACCCCAGAAGUUUGGAAUGUGUCUGACUGUGGAGGUCUGUGUCAACCAGGUGAAUAUUCAGCGGAUGGCUUUGCACCUUGCCAGCUCUGUGCCCUGGGUACAUUCCAGCCCGAAGCUGGCCGAACAUCCUGCUUCCCCUGUGGAGGAGGCCUACCCACUAAACAUCAGGGAGCUACAUCCUUCCAGGACUGUGAAACCAGAGUUCAGUGUUCACCUGGACAUUUCUACAACACCACCACUCACCGAUGCAUUCGUUGCGCAGCGGGGACAUACCAGCCAGAAUUUGGAAAAAAUAAUUGUGUUUCCUGCCCAGGAAAUACUACGACUGACUUUGAUGGCUCCACCAACAUCACCCAGUGUAAAAACAGAAGAUGUGGAGGGGAGCUGGGAGAUUUCACUGGAUACAUUGAAUCCCCAAACUACCCAGGCAAUUACCCAGCCAACACCGAGUGUACAUGGACCAUCAACCCGCCCCCUAAGCGUCGCAUUUUGAUUGUGGUCCCCGAGAUCUUCCUACCCAUAGAGGACGACUGUGGCGACUACCUGGUGAUGCGGAAAACCUCUUCGUCCAAUUCUGUGACAACGUAUGAGACCUGUCAGACCUAUGAACGCCCCAUCGCCUUCACCUCCAGGUCAAAGAAGCUGUGGAUUCAGUUUAAAUCCAAUGAAGGGAAUAGUGCCAGAGGGUUCCAGGUCCCAUACGUGACCUACGAUGAGGACUACCAGGAACUCAUUGAAGACAUAGUGCGAGAUGGCAGGCUCUAUGCAUCUGAGAACCAUCAGGAAAUACUUAAGGAUAAGAAACUGAUCAAGGCCCUGUUUGAUGUCCUGGCCCACCCCCAGAACUAUUUCAAGUACACAGCCCAGGAGUCCCGAGAGAUGUUUCCAAGAUCUUUCAUCCGAUUGCUACGUUCCAAAGUGUCCAGGUUUUUGAGGCCUUACAAAUGACUCUGCUCACACGCCACUCAAUACAAAUGCUCUGCUUUGGGCUUGGUGGGGAAGAGCUGUCUGCCUUCUGCAUGUCAGCACACGAUCGGAUAUUGCUGCCUCCAGUAUCAGUGACUCAUUAGAGUUCAGUUUUUAUGGAUAAUACAGAUAUUUUGGUAAAUUGAACUUGUUCUUUCUUUCCCAGCAUUGUGGAUGUGAACUGAGAAUGGCUUUGAGUGGCACUGCUUCUCAUUGCUGUGGCAGAUGUCUUGGAUCUAGCAAAGGCUGGCUGAGCUGGACUUGAGUCAGCCUCAGUGAGACUCAUCUACCUUCUGGUGUCUCACUCCUCAAGGAGGAGUCUGUGGUGGAAAGGAGGCCCUGAAGGGCCUGCUUAGUGUGAAACUUCAGCUUCCUCCAUUCUGGCCCUCCGCACCCACGUGCAGGCUCUGACCAGGAGAAACAGGCAAGGGGGGAGAGGAAAGGAGAGCCCUGCAGGUGCCUCCACUCACCCCAGACCUGGGAGGACUCUCUUUCUCCACAGACUUUGCCAGCCCGUGUGAUGUAAGUGUGAUCUUAGAGGUUUGAGUUCUAAGCAGUGAUCAUUUAAAAAUACUUAAAGCGUAAAGAAUUAGAAAUAAAAAGAUAAAAACUAAGAA